AUGGAUAUGUUAGGAGGAGAGGACAAAAGAAAAGUUCCAGAUAUGUUGCAAAGAAUAUUACGCUAUGACGUUCAAGUCACCAAAAAGUUUGUUGAAUUGUCUCAAAACAUAACAGCCUUGAGGUCUCUUCGCAUACAUUCUAAAUUUUUAGAGGUGUCCUGUCAUGGAAUAGUAUGGUUGGCUGGUUGGAUCACUUUUAUAUGGUUAUUUAAUAAUAGAGACCUAUAUCAACUACAAGUGAAUAUGUUAUUUGCACUCCUCUUGGAUAUUAUAAUUAUAGCAGUUGUGAAGGCAUUUGUGAGAAGACGUCGUCCUAUCCCAAUGAACAAGUUGCUUCCUGGCAACCCUGACAAAUAUUCAUUUCCAUCAGGCCACACUAGCAGAGCAGUCCUGGUAGCUUUUAUUCUAAUCUGCAUAGAUCCAAUUUAUUUCAUCUUUUAUCCUCCUCUGGUUGCUUGGGUGGUAGCUGUAGCCAUAUCUCGAGUAUUAGCUGAAAGGCACUACUUUUUAGAUGUAUUUGCUGGAGUGGGCAUUGGUAUUCUGGAAGGCUUAUUUAUAUCCUUGAUUUGGUUCUCUCAAAGUACAGCAAUCAGCAUUAUAACUUCUUUGUCAGAUGAAAAGAAAGAUGGAGGAGAGUAUCAUGUG
Molecule: messenger RNA, 645 nt
Organism: Brenthis ino (lesser marbled fritillary)
Lineage: Eukaryota; Metazoa; Arthropoda; Insecta; Lepidoptera; Nymphalidae
Source: the annotation of a GenBank genome assembly